Molecule: messenger RNA, 5520 nt
Organism: Osmerus eperlanus (European smelt)
Lineage: Eukaryota; Metazoa; Chordata; Actinopteri; Osmeriformes; Osmeridae
Gene: rbm20
Product: RNA binding motif protein 20
Exons: 16
Coding region: 1-3930 (1309 amino acids)
Biological process (GO): regulation of RNA splicing
Cellular component (GO): nucleus
Molecular function (GO): mRNA binding; zinc ion binding
Source: RefSeq, a predicted model, not a curated record
AUGGCAUUCCCAGCACCUCCGCCUGCCCUGCUCUGGGACACACACAACUCCUCUGGAGGGAAGGGUCUGAGAGAGAGAGAGAGAGAGAGAGAGAGAGAGAGAGAGAGAGGAGAGGGGAGAGAGAGAGAGAGAGAGAGAGAGAGGACAGUGGGGCUUUGCUGUUAUUGUCGAUCACCGAGGGGAAACUUUUUGUGUUCCACAGACUGCCCUCCAGCCUCCAGUCAUCCGUCCAACGCCGAGGAACGAGAAAUAGAAAAAGAGAAAGUUGACGCUGUUUUCUCCGGGGUUUUUGUUUUGGGCGUCCUGAACACUCAGAGGGUGCCCUUGACUGUGACGUGCUGUCAGGGGGGGGGGGGGGGGUUUGAGGGAGGAAGAGGAGGAGGUGGAAGUGUGUUGGGGUGUGUGGAGGUACGUGGGAGUUUGAGGAACGAACACUUCCAGAGCCCCGGUGCGUCUGAGCACCUUGACAAGAAGGCUCUCCCGGCGGGCGGCGUCCAGCUGAGCGGGGGGGUGUCCGUGCAGCAGAACCAGCAGCUCCUCCUGACCCCCGCCAGCCUCCAGCUUGCCCAGCUCCAAGCCCAGCUCACUCUCCACCGUCUCAAACUGGCCCAGAGCGCAGUGGGGGCCAACAACGCCGCCGCCGCCGCCAGUGUCCUCAACCAGGUCCUCUCCAAUGUGGCCAUGUCGCAGCCCCUCUUCAACCAGCUGCGGACGUCUGCCAUGGUCGGGAACCACCAAGGGGCGUUCCCCUCCAGCGCUCUGGCGUUCCCCCCUCCUAACGCGGGCCUGGGGUCCCUGGUGGGAGGGGGGUUCGGUCAGAACCCGGGGAACGUGAGGAUGAAUCAUUACGGAGGGGGAGGGGUAGCUGGCGCCCAGCAACAGCAGGGAGCCAAUCAGCACGGGGCGGAGUACGGCAAGAAGGCGGGGUCGACGUACCCCUCGGAUACGGACAGGCGCGUCCAGUACGGUUUCCUGGGAGGGACAUCGGUGGCGUCGAGCAAAGCCGGGGAUGGGCAGUACGCGUCGGUAAGCUCACAGGCAAAUAUAGGCGGCCAUGUUGGAUUUCAGAGGGAGUUCUAUGCGCCGGAGUCUCAGGGGCAACAGACUGUGUUUGGUGGGAACGAACACAAUUUGAAAGCUUACACCUCUGCCAGUCACGCGGAGCAGUGGAAAAACCCAGCCAAUCUCAACCAUACAGGCAAAGCAGAAAUGGUUUCCAACUGUGCCACUGUGUGGUCAGCGACCGGGCAGCCAUUUCGUGCCAGAGGGGAACUGUACAACCCUGAGGAGCCCACCUGCGACCCCAAGUUCAACUCUGGGGGAGGAGGGGGGGUGACCUCCUCCUUCGGGCCAGGGGGUACCCAGGGGUUUGUGGGGUACCAGGCCCUACAAGGAGGAGAGGAAGCAAUCUCUGUGGGCUCCAUGGUCCUACAGCCCCACCAGGUUAAUGACUACCGUGCAGUGACACCCUCUCACUUGCCACACCAGUGCACCAUCUGUGACAAGAAGGUCUACAACCUCAAGGACUGGGACCAGCACGUGAAGGGCAAGCUACACCUGCAGAAUCGUUCGCUGUACUCCGAGAGUCCUGUCGUCGCAGCCGGUGGAGUUCACUACUCUGUUCCGGGUUCUUCUGAAGGAUGUCUAAACACCGGGGGGACUAACUUGAUGGUGUAUCCUGGCGCUGCCAAUCAAGACGUGUCUUCAGCAGCGAACUCCUUCCUCCCAGCUGCAGCUAUGAAGACUUAUCCUCUGCCGGGGACGGGAUUUACCACACACGCCCCAGGAGCAAAGUCGUUCCCUCCCAGGAAGUCAGUGCCAGGAAGAGUCGUCCACAUCUGCAACCUUCCCGAGGGCAGCUGCACCGAGAAUGAUGUCAUCAACCUGGGACUGCCGUUCGGCAAAGUCACCAACUACAUCCUCAUGCGCUCCACUCACCAGGCGUUCCUGGAGAUGGCGUAUGUGGAGGCGGCCCAGGCCAUGGUCCAGUACUAUCAGCUGACCCCUGCCACCAUCAACGACCAGAAGCUUCUCAUACGCAUGUCCAAGAGAUACAAGGAGCUGCAGCUUAAGAAACCUGGUAAAGAUGUGGACUCCAUCAUCCAGGACAUCCACUCUCAGAGGGAAAGAGAUGAGAUGCAGGAGGUCGACCACUACAUCCCGGAGCGAGCGCGCUCCCGCAGUCCUAUCAGCCGCUCCCUGAGCCCUCGCAGCCCCAGCUUCACCUCCUGCAGCUCUGCACACAGCCCCCAGGGGGCGCCAUGCCGGCCCGGCAACGGCCUGGGGCCCCGUCGCGGGUCCUGGGACUGGUCCUCGCACCUCCGCAGGGCCGAGGAGGACCGUGAGAGAGACCGGGAGAGGGAGAGGGACGAACCGCCGUGGAGGAACGGAGGCGGGAGCCUCGGCGGCGACGACGACCGCCCCAACGGGCGCUUGCCGCCGGAGAGGCGGAAACCGUAUUUGAAACCCUCGGACCGGAUCAGCCCUCGGUCGGCCGAUGAGCGAGGUGGGGGAGGAGGAGGUGGGGGGGGCGGUGCGGGAGGCGAGGGGAUGAGGGGUGGGAGAGACUGGUACCCCCGGAGCAGCCCCCAGGGAAUGCCCUUCCCCCCCUACAGGAACCUGGACGAAGAGUUCUACAUGAAGGAGCAGAUGUACAAGUCGGAGAAGCCCUCCAGGCCACCGUACCAGAGGGGUCACGAGGUCAAGUCCAAGAGGAGGAGCGGAGGCGAGGGGGACUACCACGGCAGGUCCCGGCACUCGGACACGGAGGUGGCGGACGAGCCACUUCCUGUCAGGACGGCGGAGGACAAGAGGCAGGGCUCGCCAUCGAGGGGACGGAGCAGAAAGACAACGAGGAGACACGAUGAGAAACAGGAGAAGGAGAUCAACACGGAGAACGACGAAGAAGCAUGUGAGGGUCAUCCACCUAAGGAGAAGUCUAAGUCCCCUCAGCAGAGCCGCAAGCACACAGAGGCCACAGCACGUCACAAAGACAGUGAGGCGGAGGGGUGGGAGAGCGGAGAGGACACGGAGGGCGAGUGCUGGUACCCCCACAACAUGGAGGAGUUGGUGACGGUGGACGAGGUGGGAGGAGAGGACGACUCCAUCAUCGAGCCCGACCUCCCCGGCCUGACGGAGGACGCCACAACGUCGCCCUUGAAAGACCUCGCCCUGGAGGAAGCAGAGGGCCCCGACUCGACUCGCCACUCCCCCGAGUCCAGCACCUGCUCCGAGAUGGAGGACACCGGCCGGGAGGGGCGGAGCCAGGAAAGGGGAGGAGGGAAGGGAGCGGACACACCUCAGGAGGAUAAAAGAGAGGAAGUGCCGACGAAUCGGAACACCGACGACCCGAACCGCGAUCCAGAACCCUCCAAACCGUCCAGUUCGGACCUCAUGGACUUCCCCAAUCAGGAGUUCAAGGCUGCGUUGGAGGAGACGUGUUUGGGGUCAGAGGUCAAUGCUUCCAAGAGUGGGCCAAUAGCGACGCUGACACAGGAGCCGCUGACCAAUCACGUUGAAGCGAGUGAGGGCAGUAAAGGCCAAGAUGUGGAGAAUGAAGAGGAGGCCAGGAAAACAGGAACCAUGCCAGAGACUGACAGCAAGGAGCCCCUACAUAGACCUGAAAGUCCUAAACGAGCUGCCCAGAGUGCAGCAGUCCUCCCUGGGUCCAGCCAGGCAGACAUAGAGGCUCUCACCCCGUCGCGAGAACAAGACAAAGUCAUCAGCGAACACAGCAUUCCCUUAGGGGUGGAGUUCAUCGUUCCGCAGACAGGUUUCUACUGUAAGCUGUGUGGGCUGUUCUACACCAAUGAGGAGACGGCCAAGGCCGCACACUGUCGCAGCACCAUCCACUAUAGGAACCUGCAGAGGUAUCUUUCUCAGCUGGCAGAAGAGAGUUUACUGGACAACCUCACUGCCCCCUCUGAGUGACCUCAACCUCACCUAUGACCUCUAACCUUUUGAAGGCCUUGAGGAUGCCGUUUCCUGUGUGCGUGCAUGUGACAGUCAUGUGCUCUGCAGGCUGGUAACUACUGCACCCACAACACAUGGCAGUCUUGUUAAGGUUAACAUGCUAUGUGGAAGGGGCUCCUGUUUCAGGGAGGUGUGCUGGGAAAUGUUUGGGAAUUUACCUGGAUGAACAAUGGACAGGAUUGUUGCAGUGUCCUGUACAUAAAUGUUGCUAAUCAAAACCCCUAAUGUCAAUAGAAGAAAAGAACAUGCUGAAAAGAGUCUCCAAACUAAAUCCUAUUUCAGGUUUUUAACGUGUUAUUUGGAACUGCCAUCUUCAAAGCUUUUAAGUCUAUACUUGUUCUGUGGGUGGAGCUGGUGUAGUCUAUUCUGAUUGUCGACGAGGUUAAACGUUGUUUCUCGUGUCACUUCCAAAGACAAACUACGGUGGCCCUGAAGUGCAAAUCAAACAAAUAGCCAAACAAAUAUCCCGGUGCAAAUGUCCUGGUGCACUCUGUCAGGCUAUUGCAUUUUGUACUUCUGUCGAUAAACUUCUUGUUAGUUACUGCAUCCAUUCAGCGACGAAGUGUUGUACCUACCCUUUCCGUUUUGAGAUAAUGUAAUGUGUUUUUGAGUUAAUGUAAUGUUGUUUCCCAUUUGGGGGAGCGUGUCUUUGUAUUGGGGGGAGGUGAGCAAUCCUAUUUGGGGGAAGUUGACUCGUAUUUGGGGGGAGUGUUUUCAUUUGGGGGGAUGCACUCAUGUUAGUGGGUGUAAUUUGCACUUCAGGGCCACCGUAACAAACCGAAACAAGUGUGCCAUGAGACGAGCCUUAUAAUCAACGAGAAGAUGAAACCGAUCUGCGGAAUCAGUUUGCUGAAAAACAAAAGCUCAGGUCACCUGUUUUACUGAGAAGUAACUCUAUCUAAAUGGAAGCGGUAGCAUAGAGUGCAUAGAGUGUUUUGUUCAACAGGAUAAGUAUCAGACUAAAAGAUACAUGCAUACAGUAUGAGAAUUAUGUAAGAAGACAUCCUCAGGUAUUUUGGUUUUGUUUGAACACAUUUUGAUUUCAAAAGUGUGUCGUUUUGAAUAUAAUUGCGCCUUUUGUGCCUUUUAUCAAUAAAAAUACACAAUGUGUCUACAGCCACAGUCCAAAGAUUGUAAUCACAAUUCACAGUAGGCCUGAGUCAAGGUACUGACGAUGUUCUGUACUUGUGAUGUUGUUGAUUUAUGAAAUAAAAUAAAUUCCCUUCAAUGUCAAAAUCACAUUUUCAGCCCAGCCCAAUCAGGUUUAAUAUAUGUCAUGCAUAUGUACCUUAACUCAUACGUUAAGGGAGCUUGAACUGGACCAUGUGUUUGAAUGUAUCUGAGUUUUAAAUUAAAGUGUGACAUUAAUAUUGGUAAUAUAGAAUUUCGAGGAAAGUUAUUGCUGUUAGUUGUUGUUGCUGUUUUAUAGGCCUACACUGUGAAUAAUCCUGUUUCUCUUUGAAUUUUAUUGACGGUUUUAACGGUUAUUCUUUGAAUCUUUUCCUAUGUCAUUUUCUGAUGUGAACAUUUGAAUAAACAUUCUGAAUA